Molecule: messenger RNA, 888 nt
Organism: Fulvia fulva
Lineage: Eukaryota; Fungi; Ascomycota; Dothideomycetes; Mycosphaerellales; Mycosphaerellaceae
Product: Decarboxylase tropJ
Exons: 3
Biological process (GO): pentose catabolic process
Cellular component (GO): cytosol
Molecular function (GO): aldehyde-lyase activity
Source: RefSeq, a predicted model, not a curated record
CAACGUCAUACCGAACCCCGCGAGGGGCACUCCCAAACAGCACCGAGCUCCCACUGCCACAAAGUCGUCGAUGCGUUCGGGCACAUUUCAGUCCGAAAUCCUCAGAAUCCGAAGACGUUCUUCGUAUCGAAGUCGUUAGCGCCGGCUCUUGUGUCAAGUCGCGAGGAUUUGGAGGAGUAUCGUGUUGAAGAUGCUAGUCCUGUUAAUGAGGAUGCACCGAAGGGGUAUGCGGAGAGGUUUAUCCACUCGGAGAUUUAUAAGAAGUAUAAAGGUGUGAAUGCGGUGGUACAUGCGCAUAGUGGAAGUGUGUUGCCAUUCAGUAUCUGUUCUGUACCGUUGAGGCCGGUGUUUCAUAUGGGUGGUGUUAUGGGCGCCACCGUCCCAGUACACGAUAUCCAAAAUCACUACAAAUCAAUCGACCCCCUCCACUCCCUCCUCGUCAACACCCAACACCUCGGCGAAGGCCUCGCCAACGGCUUCAACCCCUCCACCCGAACCUCCAAAGCCACCUCCUUAAUCAAAAACUAUAUAACCUCCAUCCGACCCCCUCCCGUCGACUUCCCCGCCCACCCAACAGUCCUCAUGCGCGGCCACGGCUUCACCUGCGUCGCGGCAUCAAUCGAAGAAGCCGUCUACCGCGCCAUCUUCACCUGCACAAACGCACGCGUGCAGACAACGGCGUUGUUGAUGCAGGGGGGUUAUAAUCAGGGGUUGAUUGCGGAGCGGUUCGGGAGGGGGGAGGAGGGGGGCCAGGCGAAGCAGGAGGGGAUCAGGUUUUUGAGUGAGAGGGAGGCGAGGGAUGCGUGGACGGCGAAUGAGAGGCAUGCGGAGAGGCCGUGGGGGUUGUGGUGUGAGGAGGUUAGAGGGUGUGGGUUGUAUCGGAAUGAG